GGACUUGCCCAAGGCCAUUCAUUGCCUUCAUUUCCUUUUGUCGAUACCAUGCAAGCACAGAGCACACGCACAGAAGCCGCUACGACCGCUGCUCAAAGCGUCGUUGCCGUUCAGACUCUAUUGAAAGCGAGUCUGGGCUGUAUCACGUUCCUCAGGGAUCUUUUACCCAGCGACAACUUCACUGACAGCGCGUCUUUGUUGUGUUUUGUGACGCGUAUCAUUGACCCUACUCAGGCCACUUCACCUCGGACGAUUCCUUCCUCUCUCAACCCUCGGAUUCGAACCGGUCCUUCGACAGCACGCGUAGUAACAGCAAGAACGUUAACGGAUUCAGGAUCAUGGUGUGCCAAAUCCACUACCUAUCUUGCGCCUGCCAUGACUCCCCAGACUAUGACGCGCGGUUACACGGACGAGGCGGACAGGAUUCUCAACUACCUGGAAUACGGCAUAUUCGAUGCGCUUCAGAAACAGUACCUUCGAAGUUUCAUUUUCGCUAUAUACCUGGAUGAGAAGGAUCCAAACAACAUCGUGGAAGCCUAUACCUUCAACUUCCAGUACCACAAACUUCCCGGAACUAAUACCAUGGUGCCGAUCAUGAGCCUCGGCGAAACGCUGGACAAGAUGUCGCUCAAAGAUCCGGUCGUCCAAGCGGCACAGCAGGGCAAGGCGCCAACCCUAAAGGACGUGAAGAAGAGUGUCAAGACCGUGCUGAAAACGCUCAUCCACUCAACGACCCAGAUGGACGUCCUCCCGAAGCGUCGUUUCGCCGCCUUCAAGCUGUUCUACACGGAUGAAACACCAUCCGAUUACGAGCCUCCUCAUUUCAAGAGCGGAGAUGCCGACAAGGACAAGUGGUAUUUCAUGACACAUGAUCUCGACGAGGUCCCCGAUCGAUGGAAUGUGGGGCAGCUUGACACCGGACAUCAUAGCAUCAACCUAAGCGUCGCCUCCAUCGCAACAUACCUCCCGUCCUGCACAGAGAAUGACAACGCGACUUUCACCGGCACGACGACUCGAGGCCUCUCGGGACCUGCAAUGACUCCUGCUGAGGAGGCUGCGUUCCGGGCCGAUCAGGCUGAGAAGCAAACAACCGAUGCUGAAACCCGCAACAUCGUCUGGUCGGCUGACGCAUCGGUCGAGGGAAUCGGUAACAACACGCCGGUACUGUCGGAGGAUGUCGUCAAAGGGGACGGUGAAUAUGUGCCCGUCGGCAUUAGAAAGGAUGACGGUGCUAUCGCACCAGUGCCGGCUAUGGAGGCGGAAGAAGCCCAUUUUGGGGGCGCCACUCAGACUGUCCCGACGCGGCUGGAAGAACUGAAUGCACAGAACAAGCUUGCCGAUGUGGACAUGGACCAGACGCAGACCCUGGAUAUCAAUCAACUCGGCAGCGGGCUCCAGCCAUCGUUGCCGGCUUCCAGUAUUAUGACGACGGAAACAGAGAUCGACACGCAGGUGUUGCAAGAUCUCGUUCUCAACAACCAGGCAUUUGCGGAGGACAGUGAAAUGCUUGACAUGGAGACGCAAGUCGUGGAGGACAUGGAUCCGAUUCAGUCGCUGCAGUCCAUCGACAGCUCGAUGGUCGACCAGAUCGAAGAGGACCAGAUCGAGGAAGACCUGCCCACGCCGAAGCCUGCCAAGAAGAAGAGGGACGUCGUGGAUCGUGGCAUGCGAUGUGAAUGUGAUGUCGAUAUGGAUGGGGACACCUGCUUGUGCGGCGACUGUAGUAGACGAUACCACGUGUGGUGCAUGGGAUUCCAUUCCCCCGCAGACAGCCGUAUCCCGGAAGACUUCACUUGCUUCGAUUGUCGUGCUCGGGCCGAUAAUUCGUGGGAGUUGAUUCAGCUUGAUCUGUAUCCUCAAAUGUUGUCCAAGUUCAAGGAUCUUGCACUGUUCAGGUGUGUUGUGCAGGCUGAAGUCCAGAACGGUGCGACUAAUGAGCAGAACAGACGGGCUAUCAAGGUUGUAGAGACGUACAAUCCAGAAGUCGUGCUUGAUUUCGCGAAGCGCCUAGGUUGCAACAACGUUCUUGCACGCCAGCUGUUCAAGCGCCUCGAGAAUGAGGGUUUCAUCCAGGAAUUGUUGAUGGAGGUCAACGACAUCGGGUUUGCGGAAGCGAAACCAGGCAAGAGCAAGUCCAAGGCGAAAGCCAAACCACGCAAGAACGUGCAAAAGACGAAAUAUACCUUCAAUCGCGCCUGUCUCUCAAGUCCCGCAUACAACGACUACUUCAAUCCAGAUCCUCGCGUAGAAAGCCGGCUGUUGGAUGUACCGAAGACGAAAGCGAAUGUGAAAUCGCACCGGCCGCUGCCGACCUCGUUGCCACGAAUGGAGACGUUCGACGAAUCGCAGACGCAAGCUGAAACGCAAGCUGAGACGCAAAUACGACCCAGCAAGCGACUGCACUCUGACGACGAGCCCCGCCCGAAGAAGAAAGUCAAGAUAUCGCUUGCGCCUGCUGUGGAUCUUGCUGAAUGAAAGGAACUUCUUCGUCUGUGCUGUUGUGCUUCUCUUGUGCUUCCUGUAAUGCUCUGUGUCUCUCGGAUGUAUUUGCUGUAUCCUCGUCAAGAAUGCUCUGUUGUGCUGGACCUAAAAGCUUGAUACUUGGCAGUCUGCAAGUCGUCACCGAGCGUCACGUCAAUCAACGGCGAGAACAAUCCAUCAUGAUUGAAUUGAGAUCUGGUCUGUGUUGAUGGCCUCUUGGACUUCGUUACUUGAGACUAGAAAGCGUCGGCUUCGCCGACAUUGUGCCUUGCUACUGGAUACUAAAGUCAUAUAAUCAUGAACGAGUACAAUACAGUGGCGAACAAUUGAAAUACAAUCCGAGUCCGAUCACUAAGCGGCCGAUGCCCUAGUUUUCUUCUUCUUUGGGCUCUCGUCCAUCUCAGGCACGGUCGGGCGACGUUUCUUAGGGCUGGGGGGCGGCGCAAUCUGUGACUCAAUGACGCGAAUCUUGACGACAUCCGCCAUGAAAGUGUCUUCCUUCUGGUUGGUGAAAGCGUAGUGAAUCAUGUUGAAAGUGAUCGCGACUGAGGCUCCCGGGAGUUUCUUCAUGUACUCUUCCGGCGCAAUGAUCCUUCCGUCGAAGUCGUACGCACACAAACGAUCAACGACAUACUUGCCCUCCAUCCUCUGGAUCUCCUCACGCGCCAGUACGGAUUUGACAGGCCAUUCGUUUAGUUCGUACGCUGAGCGGAUCCAUGAGACUGAGGACAGUGACAUCACAACAAAGCAAACUCACAGCCCUUAUCGUCUUCGUCAUUGGGGUCGGGGAUCUGGUACCAAAGGUCAGAGAGAAGUCGAAAAGUCGAUAUAACACUCUCACACGGAAAGGAGCAUGUUGGAGUUUGAAUCCAGGCCGGGCGUUCUUUCCGUCCAGGGUACCCUUGUAAGCAAAACCCGGAGUCCGCGCCAAGUUGAUAAUCUGACGAACAGCGCCAAACGACUUCGUAUACGCCCCCGCGUAUUUGCUGCCGCUGCGUGGCGCCGUGGCUUGGAAGGUUAAACUGAUCUUCGCAAGAUCGCCUGGGCCUGCAGCCGUCGGAUAGCCACCAUCGGGGGUCAGGUAGCAACCUUCGGCGGCGAUGGUGGCAAUCGCGUGCAGUUCAGCGAGUUCGAACAGAGUGGGAUCGGCUUCGGCUGCGUCUUCGACCGUGUUCGCGCCCUCCGUCGACUCAGGGGCCACCAAAGCCUCAGCCGCCACCACCACCGCUUCCGCAAAGUAAUAGGGCGGUGUAUGCGACACAGACGCAGAGGCGUCAUGCGAGAUGAGCGCAAUUCAGUGAACGCUGUUGAGCGGAAGUGAGAAUGGCCAAUUACGAGAGGGACUCGAGUGCGGACUUGCAACUUGUUAGCGACGGCCGCACGGGAGAUGCAGGGGGCGUUGGAGGUGUCACACUCUCGUGAAAACCACGGCGAAGAGCGCACUGCGCAAACGAGAGCACGAAAGCACAAGAUACGCGUGCGUACAUACAACGGGUCUGGAGAGUGCCUUGACAAGCAAGGCAAUUCCAUUCAUUCUUCGUUCACGACGCGCAGCAUCAAUAGUGACCUUGUAUAAUGCGCGAAC
Mycena citricolor is the source of this 4066-nucleotide messenger RNA. The record is from the annotation of a GenBank genome assembly. NCBI's taxonomy places the organism in Eukaryota, Fungi, Basidiomycota, Agaricomycetes, Agaricales, Mycenaceae.